AAAGAUCUGCAACAGCGCAGAAUAAACAGAAAGAGAAGACUGCGCUUUAGUAGUUUUUCAUUGGUGUCAGUGGUCAGAGUCAUCGGUGUACAGUCAUUGGUGUAAACUGUAGGGUGAGUGCAGUGGCUUGGUCAUGAAACCGGAAGUGAAAGUGUUCAUCAAACCGCGUAACAGGAGUGUUCUAGAAGGCGAGUGAAAUGUGCUUCUGUGCUCUACAGUAACGGAAAAGUUUGCUUGUAAAUCUACUGCAUGAAGGAGAAAACAAGAGCCUGAAGGGGAGAAAAAUACAAAGAGAUGGAGCCUGAGUAAUUUAGAACAACAGUUGGAUGACAGUCUGCACCCACAAUGGAGAAUCAUGAGACCAGAGGACAUUAUUCAGGCUCUGAUGAAAUGGACGACCUCAAAGGCCAGUCUGUUGAGACAUCUGGAAACAAAGUGACAAAGCUGGAAAACUUAAUGAAGGAUCUGGACAUUGAACAGUACUACGGAGAGAAGCUAACACUUGGCAGAAUACUUGAGAUUAAUGAGAAGACCAUCACUGAUCAACCUGUCAAGAGUAACUCAGACCUUCCAUGGUGUUUUCUAAAGAAACUGAUGAUGGUUAAUGUGACAGCUAGAAAUGUGAAAUCACUGUGUGAAUCAGAUUCUGAUGAUGGAUCUCAGGAUUCAAACUUAGAUUUUGAUGAUCUGUUUAAGAGCCCAGACGCAGAUGAUAUGCUAAACCCCCUGGACAUUAUCACUGCUCUCUUUCUGUGUUCUGAUGGUUUCCUACAGCAGGAAAUAGCACUGAAAAUGUCCAUGUGUCAGUUCUCUGUUCCUCUGCUGCUUCCAAAUUGUGACACCAAUCAGUGCACACUCAUGCUGUGGGCCAUGAGAGACAUUGUUAAAAAGUACAGACCUCAGGCUCUGUCAGAAUCCAAGGGCUUCAUUGAAGACAGAAUCGUUCUCUCUGAACUUCCAAUGAUCUCUUUUGUCAGACUGGGUGAGUGCUCCUUGUCCAAGUCAGAGAUUCUCAAUAAACUUCUGAGCAAUUCUCAGCAGUACCAUGACACCUUUGUUCACUGCAACAUGGAGUGUGGUGACAGUCCAAGAAGAAUAUCCAACGGACUGACUGAAAUUACUUGGUAUCUUCCUGGUGGAAAAGCAAACAUUGAUAUUUUCAGUCAGCCAGUGGCUGUAGCUAACCUUCGUGGGGACAUUGCUUCAUUUGAAGCACAAUACUCCUUUCUUUGUCAGACAUCUGCAGCAGUUUUUGUGUUCUUUGACCAUUUGGAUUUCUCUAAGUGCAGUCUACUUAGCAACCAAAAGCAUAAGACAAAGGUGUGCUUAGUGGGUAACUAUGAGAGCAAGCGCUUCAGUAAAGAUGAUUUAAAAGAAGUAGCAACCAAGUUGGGCUUGACUAAAAACAUCAUUAUUAAGACAAAAAGUAAAAAUGAUGCAGACUUGGUAAAAGUUCUGAGAAAAACAAUCACAGAUGUAGUUGAAAACUCAAAGAUGAAGGUGACAAUAGAGCAGAUGGCAGACAUUGCCCAUGAACUGGGAAUCCUGGUUGAUGAAGACUCUCUAGAGUGCCAGACUGCAAAGACAAAUGCAGAAGCCAUCACUGCAGAAAUUCAAGACAUCCAUAGUUACAAAGAAGAUCACCUUCCUCGGCAAGGUGAAAUAUGGAAAGAACUGACCUGCUUAGAGAAAGAAGAAUUUCGCCUUCGAAAAGUUGGCUCUGGAAAUAUAGAAGAUUACAAAAGUCAACUUCAGGAAGACAGAAAAGAACUGCGGAAAAGGCAGAACUCUUAUGACAUGUCGACAGCUAUGACAUGCUUCAUCAAUGCAAUAUCAAGCCCAGGAACAGAGAGGUUUUAUUUCCUGAAAUGGAUGCGAAUGAACCUGGAUAACCUGUCUCGUACAAAAAUGUCUGAACUUCGGAUGAAAUAUAAAGAAAAAUGCAAGAACUCUGAGAACAAGAAGGAGAUAAAGGAGAUUGACAGACAGAUUUCCAACAGCUCACUGGGGAUUGAACACUUCUUCCGUGAAAUGGGUCAGAUCUAUGAAGCUUCACUGUCCCUUCCAGAAACAGAUCCAGCACGUCAACAGCUGCAGCAUCUGCCCAAACUGUGUGCAGAGUUGUUGCUUGAUGGAUUUCCUCUUGAGCUUGUAGAUGGAGAUGCAUCCAACAUCCCUCUCAGAUGGGUGAGUGAUGUUCUCUCUCAGCUCAGUGACUUGGUGUCUCCAAACAGAAAGAUCCUGGUAGUCACAGUUCUUGGAGUUCAGAGCACAGGAAAGUCCACUCUCCUUAACACCAUGUUUGGAGUGCAGUUUGCAGUCAGCAGUGGUCGAUGUACUCGAGGUGCCUUUAUGUUGCUCAUCAAAAUCAAUGAAGACAUGAAAAAAGUCCUAAACUGUGACUUCAUGGUGAUCAUUGACACUGAGGGCUUAAAGUCACCAGAACUUGCACAACUGGACAACAGCUACGAGCACGACAAUGAGCUUGCUACACUUGUUGUGGGGCUGAGUGAUGUCACCAUUGUCAAUGUUGCAAUGGAGAAUUCCACUGAAAUGAAGGACAUCCUACAAAUAGUUGUGCAUGCUUUUCUCAGGAUGAAGGAGGUGGGCAAAAAGCCGAAAUGUCAGUUUGUUCACCAGAAUGUGUCCGAUGUUUCAGCCCAUGACAAUAACUCGCGAGACAGGAAACUGCUCCUGGAACAGUUAAAUGAGAUGACCCAGGCAGCAGCCAAAAUGGAAAAGAAAGAGGAGAACAAGAGCUUCACUGAUGUGAUGGAGUACAGUCCAGACACUGGGAACUGGUACAUUCCUGGACUCUGGAAUGGAAACCCACCAAUGGCACCAGUCAAUGCAGGCUACAGUGAGGCUGUAUAUGAGCUCAAGAAACACAUCAUCCAACUGCUGGGAAACUGUGAGUCAUCUGCUAAUGAUGUCAUGGAGUUUAAAGAGUGGAUGACAAGUCUGUGGACUGCAGUAAAGCAUGAAAACUUUAUCUUCAGCUUCAGAAACAGCCUCGUAGCUGAUGCAUACAUGAGACUCUGCACAGAAUUCAACAAAUGGGAGUGGGAAUUCAAAAAAGAAAUGUACACCUGGGUAACAAAUGCAGAUACUAGAAUUUCCAAUUUUGGUACAACUGCAGACAAAUCUGAAUCUUCUGACAUGAGAGAAUUUCUCACAUCUUUGAAAAGCGAAGCUUCCACAGUGCUGUCCACAUGGGAGACAAGACUUCUCGAAAAUCUGACAAAGUAUUUCAAGCAAACAGAGGGUCAUGUUUAUCUUGUAGAAGGAUACAGAGAGGAAUUCUCAAACAGUGCAAAGAGCCUUCGGUGUGAAAUGGAGAGAUCUGUGUUUAAUCAGCUCACAGCAGCAGCAGAAAUCAGAGAGGGGAUGAUAAAACUUGAUAACAUUAAGAAGAAUCAUACACAAAAGAUUGAAGAGGCAGUUUGUGCACUAAUUGAUGAAUGUCGGAAAAAGAAUAUCCAAAUGGGAGAGACAGAACUGGAAAAUGAAUUUCACAAGAUGUGGAAUGACACUCUGAAGAAACUUUCUUUUUCCAAACAAAAGACAACAAAUGUCUUCACCAGCGUAUCUAACUACCUAAGAAUCAAGCUUUCAUACAGGGGGAGUCAUGCAUGUGAAUUAUUAAGUCAAAAAAGUCUCCAGGAUUGUGGAAAAGAGCCUUUCGAAUAUACACCUGAAGGAUUUUUUAAAAAAUUCAAACACGGUGUCUGGAAUUUGUUUAGAAAAGAAGAUUACAAAAUAGCUGCACAAAAACAGGCUGACAGCAUCAUAGAUGCCUGCACUCAGUUUGUGAGAGAAAAAGUGAAAAAGAAAAGCAAUUACUCUGAGACUUACAUCCAGGAGAUCCUACACAUGAUUGACGAGAAACUGCAAAAGAAUAAAGAUGUUAACAACGACACUGAGUUUGAAGUUUCUCUGAAACAGCACAUCUGUGGAUUUGCAGCCAGAGAGUUUCAGAAAAUGCACGAAGAUUUCAUCCAAGCAAAUGAUCCCUACAGAUGUCUGAUGAAAAACAAGGAAAAGUUUCGUGAUGAUUUCAUUGAUGUGUUCUAUAAAAGAGACCAGUGUCAGAAGAAGGCAGAAGAAUUCACCAACCGAUGUUUGAAACCUGCUGUUGAAGACUUUAUCAGUCAAUCCCUGGGCCCUGAUAUCACUGAUGAAAUGCUGACAUGUGAGCAGUUCAGCACACGAAUGUCCUUCCAGUAUUCACUUUUACUGGAUUUACUCUCAAAGGAUGAUUUUAAAAACUAUGUGAGCUAUAUUGAUUCAUAUGAGAAGUAUGUCAAGAUGUGGAUUCACAAACAAAUAGUGGAGCACUUUUCAACUGUGUCAAAAAUGUCUGAAUUUGAGGACCAACGUCUCCAGUCAUGCAUCAUACGCAUAAAUGGUGCAAUCAACAAGGCAAAAACAGGAAAGAGUGAUGAUUUGAAGACAUUUGUUGAAGAUAUUUGUAAAGAACUUGGUGAUAAACUGGUCAUUUCCCAGGAUGCUCUUGGUGCUUUUAUGAUCCUGAACAAUGCUGAUAAGGAACAGUUUGCUGACUGGCUCACAGUAUCUGUGAAUGAGAUGGCAAAAGAUCUCAGAAGAGAAUUCCAGACAUUGAACUUUGAAAUGAAACUAAAACAGCUCAAAAUGAAUCCCCAGAAUGAGCUUUUCAACAAACUGGUUGGUUGCGGCAAACAGUGUCCAUUCUGCAAAGCUCCCUGUGAUGCAGGAGGAGGAGGUCAUACUGAGCACUUUGCUUCACUGCAUCGGCCACAGGGACUGGGUAACUGCAGGUGGCACACAACAAACAAACUUGUCACUGACAUAUGCUCCUCUCUCGUGAUCAGUGGCGCCCAAUUUCAAUGCAGUGCUACAAACAAUAAAUUUCACCCUUAUAAGCGUUACAAGGAAAUUUAUCCAAACUGGAAAAUCCCUCCAGAUGUGAGCCUUGAAGCAUCAGACUACUGGAAAUUUAUAAUGGCAAAGUACAACAAUGAUUUUGCUAAAACAUUUAAUGCAGUGCCUGCUGAUAUCCCUUCAGCUUGGAAACAAAUCACAAGAGAUCAGGCAGAAAAAAGUCUCAAUGAGUCGUUUCACAGCUUGUAAGAGGAGUUACAUUCUUCCUCCUAUUCUUUAAGUGCAGAGAACACAUCCAAUAAUGUGAUAUCAGAUCACUUUUAUGAUGUAGAUUAAUGUACAUUAGCUACUAUGCCUUUACAAUACCGUAAUACGAGAACAUUUCUUUUACUAUUGCUCACAUUUACAUGAGUUUGCAAUUAACACCUGAAAUGAAAAAGAAUCUGCUCAAAAUGUGCCUUGUUUUGGUUUUGUUGUCAUUUUAUAUUUUUUUCAAAUAUACAUUUAUGUUUCUCACGGAUUUGAGUCUGUAUGUGGUAUUAUUCUACUAAGACUAAAAAAAAUCAUUAGAAUUUAAUGUUGUUGUUUUUUCUGAGGUAUUUACAUAUUCAAUUUUCACCUGUAAAGAAAGUUUUCUUAUCUGAGUAAGUAACCAUAUUCAGAACUUACAUUCACUUUCUUUGUCUGAUUUCUUUUUUAAUUUUAAUUUUCUUUACUUUAACCUUAUAGUCAUCAUUCACCAUUGUUUGUAAAUGCAAGAUUUUACUUUCUUUCAUCUCAAGCUUUGAGUUAUUGAACUAAAAAAGGUUGGAUUGUGUAUUUGUCACAUCUAUUUUAUUGUAGCAUGUUAAGUUACAUGAAAUCCGAUUUCAAAACAAUCUCAGUGUUACUAGGGUUGCCAACUCCCUGAAAAAUAAAUAAGGGACACCUCGUGGCCAGGGCCGGGCAACCCAGUUGUCUUCACCCUUCCCAGUGUGGUGAAUUUUGUAGCUCUUUUUUUUGUGUGUGAAAUUAUUUUUUUAACUAUUUGACUUGAAUUUGAUUUAAUUAGAUGCAUAUUCUUUGUGAUAUGACCAUAUGGGAAACAAAUGAUCAUUUAGCCAUUUAUUUUUAGCUCAAAAUGACAACAUUAACACAAUAAAACAGGUCUCUUUCUUAAACAGAAGCCUGUCAUGCUUAACUUAUUAUUAUUAUUAUUCAUCUAUGUAUUACUUUUAUGUAUUAGUAAUCUAUUUGUUGUAAUCAUCUAUCCUUGCAGUUGUUUAUUACACAAAAUAAAUUAUAUUAUCACACUUCUGGCCAUAUAGCGCUGAUAUUCACUGCACAUGCCCAUAUUAACCUUAACCAGAGGGUUUAAAAAAAACAAACCAGUGUUUACAUACCAUAUCUGCUUCUGCCGUGGCCUGGUGGACAAAAAAUUGGUUAAGGGUUCUCCGAGCUUUCACGCCCCUCAUGUUCUUUAUGUGCCCACCAUUAGAAGCAUGCCUAUGGAAAAAGUGCACCGGCACACAGUGCAGUGCGCUUUAUAGGUGUUAUCGUGCACUUUUCCAGCCAGGUGUUUUCCUUUUCCCAUUCCUCCCUGUACUUUUGCAGCCUUUUUUCUUUCUCUGAGGGGAACAAACAUUGCUGGUCUAAUGCUGGGCUUACACUGUGCGAUUAUUGGCCCAUUUUGAGCCGAUUUUUGAGUCGUGCGACCGAUUUGGUGAUCGGCCCGAUUUUGGCCUUCAUCGUGCAUUGUGUAGUGUACGUGGGGUAACGAGAAGCGAUUAACACCUCACGACCAGCUCCCGAUCAUCAAUCACUCGUGAGGGUGUCACCGCAGCCGCUCACACUGCUCACGCGCAAACACAUAAACGUCGGUGAAAAAGACUGAGCAGCAGGGCUGUGCAGCGUGUGAUCUGGACACAAGCAAUGGAGGCACAACUUGUAGAACUUUGGAAAGCUCAUCCGAGCCUUUUCGAUGUGGCAUCACAAAAUUAUCAGGACCACAACAACCUGCUCAAUCACAGCUGCCUGAUCAAUGUUUUUCAUUAGCAAUUUAGCAAAGUUGAUGGUGGUGGUGUGCGUGUCUGUGUGAGUGAAAGACAGAGAGGCAGAGCAAGCGACAGAUUUUCUGUUAUAACCUUCAUUUUAUGGAGGCACAGUGUGAGCACUCAGGUCGCAUUAGAGCAUCGGGCGGUAUAGUGUGAGACCCUGCAUCGUGAUCUAUGAACUUAUAACUCCUGCGAGUCAAUCGUGCAGUUUGAAAAUCGCACAGUGUUUGCCCAGCUUUAGGUGUACUGUCGUCCGAGACUUGCACCGCAGUGUCGGCGUUUGUUUCCCUGUUGGCCAUGCUUCUUGUUGUGGUCAUCUGUUGUCUUCCGGUAUUUUCUCCGUAAGCGACCUUUCCUCGACCAAUGAGAUAAGGGGUAAUCUGAAUUGUCAUACUCGAAUUGUCAUAAGUGUGCUGUCAGCUCAUUGGUCACAAAGCAGGAGAGGGGCUGGGAAUUAUGUUUUCAAACAAAGCGUUAAUUCCAUUAACAUUUAUAGACUACUUUUGAUUCUCACUGUGUUACGGGACAAAGUGCGUCCCUUAUUUGCUCAAUACGGGACGUGUACUUUUGUUUCUAAAUACGGGACGAUUCCGUUUUUUAAGGGACGGUUGGCAACCCUAAGUGUUACUGUCACGGCUGCGGUGGCAGAUGUGUGGAGGGUGUGAGAGAGGACCCAGACGCUGGCACUGGCUUGGACGUGAAGGAGCUUUAUUUACACACACCGGUGUCACAAACAGAAACACAGCGAGCAAAAACAAAACCUAAAGGUGACCUAAACUGGGAAUGACUAACAAAAUGAACCUGAACAGGUGACUCGGGGAGAAAACGCAGGGAAGAAACACAGAUGGACUAGCGACGAACAUGAGUGAACACACACUACUCAGAAGGGAACGAGGAAACUAUACACAGGAGGGAGGCACAGCUGAUUGUGAUCGACAAGAGAGACAGGGGAAACUGAACACACUGGCAUAAGACACGGACUUUCACAAUAAAACAGGAAACUCAAAACACACGCGAAGACAGACUCAGAGACGCGCUUUACACAGAGACCUGACUACACUAGGGGGGAUACACAGGCAGCGAUGACACAGAACAGAGAGAGCACAGAAUUAACACUGGGAAGUCAAAUAACAAAACCUAAAAAUCAGAACUCAGGAAGUACCACAAAACUAGGGAGUUAGAAACACUAGGACAGAAACCAAACCACAGUCACAAUCCAUGAUGAAAUCAAAAGAAAAAAGUACAAAAACACUGGGUCACCGACCCAGGGCCAUAACAGUUUUGUUCAAUUUAAACACAAAGUGAGCAGCUGUGAGAUCCAAGAGUACAAGGACUGAAUAUUUAGUUUACAUCUCUAUGCAUUAAAACAUAAUUUCAAACUCUAAGAAGAACUGCUUUAGUAAACUGCAUCUGGUGAAACUUGGAUUGAAACUUUUUUAAAAUGUUGUGAGUCGUAAAAACUUCUGAAAGGUAGUUGGACACCAAUUUUUCUAAAAUUUUUGCUGAUAAAAGGCAAUUUUGAAAUUUGGCCUAAAAUUCUGAAAGGAGAGAGGGGUCAGCAGAGUUUUCUUUUUCUUUUAAACAGGAUGAAUAACAAGGUCUUUAAAAAAAAUGCACAAUAAGUUUAAGAACUACAAAUCACCAUGAGAACUGUGGUGGAUUUUUGUAUGAUAUGUAUAACUGUGUAACUAUAUACACUAUAUAUCUAUGUGCACUGAACAUAUAUAUUUUAACUUUCAUGUAGAGUCUUAAGCACAAGACAUUUUGCUUCACCGAGGUUUAUUAAGGUUUUACAGUAACAGGGCAGUUAAUGUAAGGGGAGAGUUCUCCUGCAUAACUCACCCUCCAGCUCCGGUAACUAACCUUCCCUAAUACUUACUCAACGUCUUUCAUGCAGCACAACCAAAACAGUAACAUUGUAACAGAGAUCCUGAACACACACACACACACACACACACACACACACACACACACACACACACACACACACACACACACACACACACACACACACACACACACAUGUGUGUAUUUAUAUCCUUGUGGGGACAUCUCAUUGACACAAUGCUUUCCCUAGCCGCUUACCCUAACCCUAACCAUCAAAAAUGAAUGCCUAACCCUGACCCUGACCCUGACCCUAAACCUAACCAUAACCUAAUUGUAACCCUGACACUAAAACCACAUUUUGAGUCUCAAAAAUGCCUUCAAACUCGUGGGGACCGGGAUUUUGGUCCCCACGAGGGCUGAUUGUCCCCACAAGUAUAGUAAACUACCAAUUUUUGGUCCCCAUGAAGAUGUUAAUACCCGUCCACACACACACACACACACACACACACACACACACACACACACACAUACUUUGAACUACACUGAAGUGUUUUAAGCAUGUAACCUAUGUAGUUUUAAGAUUAUAUAUUAUAAGAUUGUGCCACUUGCUGUGUAAGAUUUAGUAAUUAGGAUUAAUGUGUGAUGUUUGACCGUGUCAUGACCUAUUGUGAUAAGCCAGAGCAAGGGGUAGUCAGAGUCCUGACUGGCCUUUGGCCAAGACCUUGGCCUGUACCUGACCCCUGCUGCUGUGUUUGGGCGUGUGGGAAAGUUACCCAGCAGCAGGGGGUGGGGAUACUGGACCCUAUAUAUUAGGGGACCAGAGGACACCCCCAGCGCUUUUUCCCCUCUGCUGUUACUCUCUGUCCGUCUCUGUGUUGCUCUGCUGUCUGUGCUUAAGGCUGUACACCCCGGGGUUUUGCUUUGCUUGCUUUCUGCUAUGUAAUUCUCUUGCUAAAUGUCUGUAUGUAUUUUUUUCCUGCUGUUCAUAUGAUUCAGUGUAUUAAACUCUGUUCCAAGAAUUCUACUCUUUUCCAGAGCAUCUUUUUGAGUGUCUUGAUUUUAAUUGGAUCUAAAAGGGUUGGAUCUCCACAUCGUUGGUGGAAGAAGGUUAUCAGGAUGGCUUCAAAAUUUGCGACCACAGAACAAAGUCCCAUUGUGUGAAAGACCUAUCUGAACAGUGAGGUUGGUAAAAGGUCACAUGGGCAGGAGGAUGGCUUCAUUUUAUCAACCAAACUGAUGAUAGCAUUCAGAGAUGCUAUCAUCAGCUCAUUAAAAGUGGUGGCCAGUUAAGGCAUGAGGCCAGAGAGGAAGGACGAGGAGUAAUAUUUACUCUGAUAUUAUAGACCUUAUUAAAAAAAGAAGAAAAGAAAGUUUUCACACUCUUCAUUUGAGUGAACAGUUAUAGCAGGUGUUAGAUUUGUAUUGUUGAUUGUCAUUUAUGCUUAGAAAUAUCUACUUAUAUAUGCUUAGAGUUUUAUAAUUAGUUGUAGAUUGGUAGAGGUUUGAUCCUCAAUAGUCUGCAAACUUUGUGUGCAUUCCAGAGUGUUCUGGCUUUCACACCCACAUCUUGGGAGCAUGGGAGAGGCCGUGCCUUGUCUUAUUGUUUUAUGGUAUAGGAGGACAGCUACUCUGUAUCUGGUUAAGCAUAAGAGCCUUUUGUUUAGAUGGACACAUGUAUACCUAUGUAAGAUGUUAUAUGUUAAUGAACCUAUGCAUAUUCAUGUAACCACAAUAAAAGGAGUGCUAUGGGGAACCUGGCUGAGAGUCUGACGGAGGUCAAGUGGGUGGAACGACACUUAGCUCCAGACAGGCCUCCCCGUGCACGGAAACAUAAAGAACGUUGCCUACUUCGUGUUUUGCUUGCUGUGUAAUUAAAUUGUCUUCAACGUUCCAGCGAAUAGGUUCAAGCUACAAACCUAUCAGCAGGAAAUACUGGUGUGAAAAUGCUUCUAACUGUGUCAAAUAAAACUUUUGAAUUCACUCGGCUG
Molecule: messenger RNA, 10711 nt
Organism: Pelmatolapia mariae (spotted tilapia)
Lineage: Eukaryota; Metazoa; Chordata; Actinopteri; Cichliformes; Cichlidae
Product: up-regulator of cell proliferation-like
Exons: 4
Coding region: 346-5112 (1588 amino acids)
Molecular function (GO): GTP binding
Source: RefSeq, a predicted model, not a curated record